Messenger RNA from Cuscuta campestris, 2494 nucleotides. The record is from the annotation of a GenBank genome assembly. NCBI's taxonomy places the organism in Eukaryota, Viridiplantae, Streptophyta, Magnoliopsida, Solanales, Convolvulaceae.
GAGUCAUACCCUGCUUCACAUUCUAGGGUUCAAACGUCAAGUUCCAAUCGACUUUGAUUCAUUCCAUUGAUCAUUGAAAUCGCACAUCGCCAAUCCAAUUCAAUUUUACUCGAUUCUGCUAGAGAUCGGUUACAAUCUUCAUGAUAUUCAUCUAGAUGCAAAUGGCGAACACAGGGGAAGAUGAAUAUGACGCAGUUUUGAGCGAUGUGGAGGAGGACGAAUCGGCGGAGAUUGAUGUUAAGACUCUGCCACCGGAGGAUGUCUCCCCCGAGAAAUUCCGGGAGCUCCUCGCCGAGCUCGAUCGCGAGAGGCAGCUGCGCGCGGCCGCCGAGAGUAGCAAAUCGGAGUUGCAGGUCUCCUUCGGCCGGUUGAAAAACCUUGCUCAUGAGGCUAUAAAGAAGCGCGACGAGUGUACCAGACAACGCGACGAGGCCUUCCGCGAGAAGGAAGAAGCUUCUAGAACGAUUGAGAAGUUGUCGGGCGAGCUCAGCCUGGCGAGGACGGAAAAAGAUGAAAUCUCAAAGCAGAGAGAUGAGUUUCACAAGCAGUUGGAAGAAGUAAUGAAAGCUAAAGAGUCUGCUAGGGUGGAAAUAGAGACGGCUGCUUCAAUGCUAGUGACUGGGAUCGACAAGAUUUCAGGAAAAGUAAGCCAUUUUAAGAACUUUGCUGCUGGUGGGUUGCCUCGGUCGCAUAAAUACACCGGCUUGCCUGCUGUAGCUUAUGGUGUGAUCAAAAGAACAAAUGAGAUUGUGGAGGAGAUGUUGAGGCAGGUGGAAUCGGCUGCUAAGGGGAGGAAUGAGGCUCGGGAACUGAUGGAACAGAGGAACUAUGAGAUUGCUAUUGAGAUUUCGCAGCUUGAAUCAACAAUAAGCUCUUUGAGAGAGGAGGUCUCGAAGAAAAAUACCCUUGUAGAGGAAUUGCAAAGCUCCGUGGCCGAGAAAGAUGGGAAAUUUUCUGAAUUAGAAAGCCAGAUGGUUGACAAACUAAGUGCAUCGGAAACUGAAGUGUUAGGAUUGAAGAAGAAGCUUGUGGAGUCUGAUGGUAAAGCAAGCAGUUUGGAAUCGAAAAUGGAUUUGCAAAGGUCAUUAUUGGCCGAACAACUUAAUUAUGUAUCCAAAAUACACCAAAACAUUUGUAAUGUUAUAAAGGUAGUUGACAGUAAGAAGUCAUCUGAAUUGUCAGAAUCUUUGUUUCUUGCUCAGCAAAUGGAUAUGGAGGAGAAUAUUAGGGCUUCUUUGGCUGGUUUGGACUCCAUAAAUGAAUUAACUCAAAUUGUGGUUGAUAAAACAAUAGAAUUUAUGGACGAGAGGAACCAUGAAGUGAAAGGCCUUAAUGAAACUGUUUCUCAACUAAUGAAGGAGAAGGAGCAGAUUGGGUCUUUACUAAGAAGUGCUUUAUCCAGAAGAGCUUCGGCAGAUUUGUCAUCAAAAACAAAUGAACUCUUUAAGAUAGCUGAAAAUGGAUUAAAAGAGGCUGGAAUAAGUUACAAUUUUAGCGGUCAUCUUAGGGAAGGAAAGGUUACUGCUUCUGAUGAUAGAGGUCAUGAUGAUGUUGGUAUUGUGGACACAGAAGAUGAUAUUUAUGCGCUGGCCGGGGCAUUAGAGAACAUUAUCAAGCAAUCCCAGCUCGAGAUUAUUGAGUUCAAACAUUCAGUGGAAGAGUUGAGGACAGAGUCAAGUUUACUUAAUAAGCGUGUGGAAGCUCAUGCAAAGGAACUCAUCCAUUGGAAGCAACGUGUAGAGGAACUUGAGGAGAAGGAAAGGGUUGCCAAUGAAAAUGUUGAAGGCCUUAUGCUCGAUAUUGCUGCCGCUGAAGAAGAAAUUUCAAGGUGGAGAAUAGCAGCAGAAGAAGAAGCUGCAGCAGGGAAAGAUGUCGAGCAAAAAUAUAUGGCACAGUUGUCUGCUGUUCGUCAGGAACUUGAAGAGGCAAAGCAGGCUGCCAUAGAGUCUGAGAAAAAGCUCAAGUUCAAAGAAGAAACAGCCGCCGCUGCAAUUGCCGCCAGAGAUGCUGCCGCGAAAUCACUGGCGCUGGCGGAUUCAAGGGCAACAAGGCUGAGGGACAGAGUGGAGGAGCUCAGCCGCCAGCUUGAGGAGUUGGAUUCCGGGGGGACAUUCACUUCUGGUUUAACCAGACCUAGAUAUAUAUGCUGGCCAUGGCAAUGGCUAGGCCUUGAUUUUGUAGGCUCUAGACCUGCUGAAACACGAGAAGAUAACGCGAACGAAAUGGAGCUUUCUGAACCCCUUCUUUGAUUAUUAUAAUUUUUUAAAAUAAAAUUGUUAUCCUCCUAAUGUUCAGCUUAUUGAUUGAUUCUAUUGUGUGAUCUGUAUAUUCUGUGUGCAUAUUUAUAUAGAUGAAGGCCAUCCAUUGGUGAAGUCAAAGGAAAAAUGAAGAUUUGCUACCUCCACCAAAUUUCAGCUGUUUUGUUAACUAUGUUGAGAUAUAUCUUUUUUUUUUGGCUAGUCUUGCCAAACACUAAUUAAGCUAUACAUAUUUU